This is a messenger RNA of Carassius auratus (goldfish), 1421 nucleotides long. Its product is annotated as zinc-binding protein A33-like. The record is from RefSeq and is a predicted model, not a curated record. NCBI's taxonomy places the organism in Eukaryota, Metazoa, Chordata, Actinopteri, Cypriniformes, Cyprinidae. The transcript has 6 exons. Bases 21 to 1406 code for a protein of 461 amino acids. Gene Ontology annotation, molecular function: zinc ion binding; protein binding.
ACUGGGAACUGACUUCAGUCAUGGCAGACGCUUUGUCCUUCCUGGAAGAGGAUUUUACAUGUCUCAUCUGUUGUGAUGUCUUCACCGAUCCGGUCACUUUGAAAUGUAGCCACAGUUUGUGUGACAAGUGUCUUCAGCAUUUCUGGACGACUCAAGAUGUGCCGCGGUGUCCGGUCUGUCGGAAGGAAUGCUCUCACGACGAACCCACCAAGAGCCUGGCGUUCAGAGCACUCUGUGAGUCCUUCAAGAAGAGGAAACCCUCCGCUGUUUCAGCAGACGUUUGUCCAGAACAUGAAGAAAAGUUAAAACUCUUCUGCUUUGUGGACAAGAAGCCCAUCUGUGUGGUCUGUUACACAUCAAAGAAGCACGAAGAUCACAAGUGUUCACCUGUCAACGAGGCUGCUGGGAAUUUAAAGGAGGAUCUCAAGACACAACUGAACAGAUUACAGACGACAUUCGAUGACCUCAAGAAAGCCCAUGAGAGCUGUGUCAAACAGGUUGAGAUCAAUAAGGAAUGCACCAGUAUGGAUGAAAACCAGAUAAAGGAGGAAUUUGAGAAAUUCCAUCAGUUUCUGAGAGACGAGGAGGAGAAAUGGAUCAGAUCCUUGCAUAAAGAAAAGAAACCUCAAGAUGAGAAACUCCAGGCGAGAAUGAAGGAGCUCUCCACACAGAUAUCAUAUUUGUCUGAGACGAUGGCAGCCGUCUGGCAGGAAAUAGAAACUGAAAACAUCACAUUUCUCCAGAAUUACAGUGAUACUUUAAAAAGACUCCAAUACCUAUCAGUAGGAAACACAGUCCCUGAACUACAGGAGUAUCAACACUAUCCCAUUCAUACAAUGGUCUUCACCACAUGGGUCAAAAUGCAGAACCUCAUUGAACAGCCUCCUGUGACUCUGGACCCAGACACAGCAUCCAGUAAACUGCAGGUGUCAGAGGAUUGCACCAGUGUUCAGUAUGUGAAAAAUAAAACGAGUGUGUUUGAUAACCCAGAGAGAAUGAAUGUGGGAGUGCUGGGCUCACAGGGCUUCAGCUCAGGUGUGCACUGCUGGGACGUGGAGGUAAAAAACAACAGUCACUGGACGCUGGGAGUGGUGUCGGAAAAAGUAGACCGCAAAAAAAAUUACAUAUUGUAUCCGAAGAAACAUUUUUGGUGUUUUCGUUUCAUGAAUUCUACAUACAAGCAAGGAAAUGAUCCUGUCAGCAAUAUUAGUUACUCUGAGAGGCCAAGUAUCAUCCGACUGCAGCUGGACUUUGAUGAAGGAGAGCUGAGAUUCAUCGACCCUUCUAGAAACAGGAUUCUGUGCACCUACACUGGUAGAUUUCCAGAUAAAGUGUUCCCAUAUUUCUGUACUGAAGAUAUGUUCAGCUCACUUAACAUUUUCUUUUCAAAUAAACAAACAUUGUAAACCACAACUUACACA